AUGGCGCCCUUGCGGCUGCUCCUACUCGGGCCAGCGUCCCUCCUUCUGGUCCUGUCGCUCUGGCCACCCAGCGCAGGUUUUCUGCAAGUGGAAAUGGCAAAGAAGACUCAGACAGUGUUCUUGAAUGACAAUGUCACUAUUGUCUGCGAAGUCCAGAGUGACCGCCCCCUGAACCUCACGCUUAUGGGUGUCACCUGGUUGAGGAAGCAUCAUAUGUCAACAACAGAAGUUACAGUGUUUCAGUAUUUUGGAGGCAACCAAAUGACAAUGCGACCUGGAGCCUCUGUGUCUCUAUCGAAGCUGGAAAGAGGGGAUGCCUCCCUGCGGCUGCCAGACAUCCAGCUGGAGGAAGCAGGAGAGUACAGAUGUGAGGUGGUGAUGACCCCUAACAAAGCAGUGGGAACCACCCAGCUGGAGAUUGUGGCUUACCCAGUCCCCAGCUUGUUUCCAGAGCAAGCCAUGGUGAAAGAAAAUGAAGAACAACUUAUUUCGUGUAUGGCAAGUGGGUUCUACCCCUUGAACAUUACCAUUACAUGGAAAAAGUGGACCCAGAAGGAUCCCCAGUAUGUGGAGCUUUCUGAGGGCGUCUUCACUAAUUAUACCACCGACAAUAAGAAUGUCACUAGCUUCUUGAGGCUGAAGCCCUCUCUGGAAGACAAUAUGACCAUCUACCAGUGUGUGAUAUGGCAUAAAUCCUUGCCUACCUCCCAGAGGCUCAACUUUACCUUGACUGUGAUAGAAUCUGAGAAGACAGCUUGUACUCUGAAAUACAUUUUACUCUGUGUUGGAAUAACCUUCGUAAUUGUACUGAUUUUAUUUAUUUUUUGGAAACAGGUGCUACGCCGAAGAUAUCCCUUAUUCUCCGUCUUGAAAGCUUGUUCUCAGAACACUCAAAUUGACACAAGAAGGACUAAAGAACUAUAAUGAGGUGCUUUCAUUAUGAUGUAUUUGUGGCUUAUUCCGAUGGCGGAACCACUGGAAGAACAUUGGAAAUUCUUACACAGAAACAGCAGUAACAACAAGGUUUCUCAGUGAAUGCAUCUGUAACCGAAAUUACUUUUCCCAAUGCCUUAGGUAACUUGCUCAAGAACAGACUAUUCAAGCUGCUUUCUUGGUGGCCUCCUGCCAAUCAGCUUAUCCAAGAAAAAGAAAGCAGUGCUUUCCAAAGAAGACAUACA
This is a messenger RNA of Enhydra lutris kenyoni (northern sea otter), 1178 nucleotides long. RefSeq names its product natural killer cell cytotoxicity receptor 3 ligand 1. Bases 1 to 924 code for a protein of 307 amino acids. NCBI's taxonomy places the organism in Eukaryota, Metazoa, Chordata, Mammalia, Carnivora, Mustelidae. Gene Ontology annotation, biological process: homophilic cell-cell adhesion; heterophilic cell-cell adhesion. The transcript has 5 exons. The record is from RefSeq and is a predicted model, not a curated record. Gene Ontology annotation, cellular component: adherens junction.